AGCGGGUUGCUGGCUAGCUUGCAGUUAGCUUGCACAGCUAACUGAGCUAACUAGCUAACGGUUAGCGGUGUGUUACAAGUAAAGCUAUAAGAACUAAAUGACGUUAUAAAAGUUGUGUUUUCUGGUCGGUAAAACUAAAUAAUUUUAAUUCUUCACGCCUCCUUUGAGCUAACUCGCUAACAGCAAUCGGAUAUCGCAGGAGGCUACGGAGCUAGCUUCUUAUAAUAACUGCUUUAUUUUAUCUUUAUUUUAAAGCUGCUUUUAAGGGAAAUAAGAGCCGAUUUUAAAGCUGUUUAAGGACUUUUAGUUUGAAUUCAAACUGAAAGUUAAAGAGAGAAUCCGACUCAGUUUGUCGUCUUUUAUAUUUAACCCACACACACACACACACACACACACACACACACACACACUCACACACACAUUGAAUCUGCAGUUUCUACAGCGUGGUCUUGCAGGGAGGGCGGUUUUGCCGAUCGGGGCUGGGCCCGGGUGUAUUUCAGGAGCUCGUUGGCCCAUUGGUCUGCACGGGAAUCCACUUCCAUAAAGAGGAUCUGAGCAUUUUGCUGAGCCACCAUAUAAACCCUAUUUCAUUUUUCACUGUCUGUGGCUUUGGCAGUGUCUCCUCUUCUUCCACACAGUGUGUCUGCUCUUCCUCUUCUUCCUCUUCUUCCUCUCUAUAGGUUGUGAACCGCAGGAGCCGCAGAGAUGUCUGAGAAAAAGCUGACUUCCAGCCGCAAGCAUCACCUGAAGAGUCUGAUCCUCUCCAUCGCGGCGAACUGGCUCGAACAGGAGCAGAAGGAGGCUGUAGUGGCCAAACAGACCUACAUGGCCGAAAACUGUCCCUCCCCCGAACUGUCCGGAGACCAGGCCGCCCUGAUGGAGGUCUGCAAGAAGCUCCACGCCCUCAUUGACAAGAUCGACGAGGAGAGGUACGACAUCGAGGCCAAAGUGCAGAAGGCCGACAAAGAGAUCGAAGACCUGAAGAUCAAAGUGGUGGAUCUGAGAGGCGUGAAGAAACCUGCCCUGAAGAAAGUGCGUAUGUCCGCUGACACCAUGCUGAAGGCUCUGCUGGGCUCCAAGCACACGGUCAACAUGGACCUCAGGUCCAACCUGAAGCAGGUGAAGAAGGAGGUGAAAGAGGAGCCGACAGAGGCUGUGGGCGACUGGCGUAAAAAUAUCGAGGACAAAGCUGACAGGAAGAAGAUGUUCGAGACUUCCUAAACGACUUCACCGCUUGUUUUUUGUCUUUUCUGUUUAUAUGAACUCCAACGUGUCUUAAACGUGUUGAACCAGACCAGGUAGCACACGUUGUCUUCUUUCGUUUUUCUUUGGUACUUUGUCUGGAGGGAUGAUGGAGGGAUGGUUGGAGGGUUGAUGGAGGGAUGAUGGAGGGAUGAUGGAGGGAUGAUGGAGGGAUGGAUGGAUGGUUUCUGCAGGUUCACACACACACAAGCACUAAGUCUUAAACUCCACACAUUCAGGGAAACACUUCACACAAACUGUCGAAUAGAAACAAUAAAGUCAACUGUGGAAGAAAAUAA
This is a messenger RNA of Dicentrarchus labrax (European seabass), 1541 nucleotides long. Its product is annotated as troponin I, fast skeletal muscle-like. Bases 706 to 1221 code for a protein of 171 amino acids. Gene Ontology annotation, cellular component: troponin complex. The record is from RefSeq and is a predicted model, not a curated record. The transcript has 7 exons. Lineage: Eukaryota; Metazoa; Chordata; Actinopteri; Moronidae. Gene Ontology annotation, biological process: muscle contraction.